AUGAGAAUGUUAUGUUUGCCAUAUCACCCCAAAGCAACAAAAGCGUACAGCCAAGCUGGUGGGAAGGAAAUGCUCGGUGUAGUGCUAUCCAGAUGACAAGCCUUUAGACGUUUUAUGGAGCCCAGGUCUCCAUUGUGUCCGAAGGUUUUCUGAAGAGCCAGCUAUUAUCUGUCCAAAUACAAGAUGUUGAACAGUUACUUGGUUCCAAUGGUUCUCUUAGUUUGCAAGCAGCAAAUGGAACUGAUAUCCCAUAA
This is a messenger RNA of Pocillopora meandrina, 254 nucleotides long. The record is from the annotation of a GenBank genome assembly. NCBI's taxonomy places the organism in Eukaryota, Metazoa, Cnidaria, Anthozoa, Scleractinia, Pocilloporidae.